Molecule: messenger RNA, 1240 nt
Organism: Balaenoptera acutorostrata (minke whale)
Lineage: Eukaryota; Metazoa; Chordata; Mammalia; Artiodactyla; Balaenopteridae
Gene: VDAC2
Product: voltage dependent anion channel 2
Exons: 11
Coding region: 186-1094 (302 amino acids)
Biological process (GO): monoatomic anion transmembrane transport
Cellular component (GO): mitochondrial outer membrane
Molecular function (GO): voltage-gated monoatomic anion channel activity
Source: RefSeq, a predicted model, not a curated record
GUCCUGGCGGGGGGAGGACAGGGUUGCGGCGGGCGGAACAGUGUCUCCUUCACUUCGCCCUCCAGCCGCGGUAGCUGCAGCGGGACGCAGAGCUAGCCGAGCGGCCUCAGCUGCUAGCGGAGCGGCAGCGGUGCCUGCCCCUCCCCCCAGGAGACCAUCAGAUCACCUCUCCCCGCGGCCUCGCCAUGGCGACCUACGGACAGACCUGCCCACGGCGAGCUUGGAAGUUCGCCUCUUUCGCAAUGUGUAUUCCUCCAUCAUAUGCUGACCUUGGCAAAGCUGCCAGAGAUAUAUUCAACAAAGGAUUUGGUUUUGGGUUGGUGAAACUGGAUGUGAAAACAAAGUCAUGCAGUGGCGUGGAAUUCUCAACAUCUGGUUCAUCUAAUACAGACACUGGUAAAGUUACCGGGACCUUGGAGACCAAAUAUAAAUGGUGUGAGUAUGGUCUGACUUUCACAGAAAAGUGGAACACUGAUAAUACUCUGGGAACAGAAAUUGCUAUUGAAGACCAGAUUUGUCAAGGUUUGAAACUGACAUUUGAUACCACCUUUUCACCAAACACGGGAAAGAAAAGUGGUAAAAUCAAGUCUUCUUACAAGAGGGAAUGUAUAAACCUUGGUUGUGAUGUUGACUUUGAUUUUGCUGGACCUGCAAUCCACGGUUCAGCAGUCUUUGGUUAUGAGGGCUGGCUUGCUGGGUACCAGAUGACCUUUGACAGUGCCAAAUCAAAGCUGACAAGGAAUAACUUUGCAGUGGGCUACAGGACUGGGGACUUCCAGCUACACACUAAUGUCAAUGAUGGGACAGAAUUUGGAGGAUCAAUUUAUCAGAAAGUAUGUGAAGAUCUUGACACUUCAGUAAACCUUGCUUGGACAUCAGGAACCAACUGUACUCGCUUUGGCAUUGCAGCUAAAUAUCAGUUGGAUCCCACUGCUUCCAUUUCUGCAAAAGUCAACAACUCUAGUUUAAUUGGAGUGGGCUACACUCAGACUCUGAGGCCUGGUGUGAAGCUUACACUGUCUGCUCUGGUAGAUGGGAAGAGCAUUAACGCUGGAGGCCACAAACUUGGGCUUGCCCUGGAGCUGGAGGCUUAAUCCAGCUGAAAGAAACCUCUGGGAAUGGAUAUCAGAAGAUUUGGCCUUAAUAUAUUUCCAGUGUGACCAGCAGGCUUCGCCCCCCCCCCCCAAGAAGGUGAUCAAAACAAAGGAUGAUCUAAACAAGAGCUGUAUUUUAAAUAUUU